Tripterygium wilfordii is the source of this 2539-nucleotide messenger RNA. RefSeq lists its product as uncharacterized. The coding region runs from base 339 to 2048 and encodes 569 amino acids. The transcript is spliced from 4 exons. The record is from RefSeq and is a predicted model, not a curated record. Lineage: Eukaryota; Viridiplantae; Streptophyta; Magnoliopsida; Celastrales; Celastraceae.
UAACAACCACUAUCUCUGUCAUAACCCAUCAAGUAUCCGCCCACCCAAAUCACUCAGGAACCCAUUAACACCCAUCUCUUUCUGCCCACGCUUUUUUUCGGUCCUUUAUAGAGAGAGAAAGUGUGGACACAAAAAGCUUGCAAUGGAGGUUGGGAGGAGCUGUGGGCUGUUGGUUUUAUCAAUGCAUUGAUACAUGGAUUCCAAUUGCCAUUUCAUGUUCAUGUGAUGAUUGUAUUAAGAAUUGGGGUUCUGAAGAAUGAAAGUAUGAAUUCAACCAUCUAGAACUAGAUUGUGCUUUAGAUUUGAUUUGGAAGAGAAGGUGCUGGUUUAAUCGUGGAAUGAGUCAUGUCUUAGUUUGGAGAACAUUCGAUCACCCAAACAGAUUUAGGAUUUCGCAGUGGUUGCGUAUUUCCAGUAAGUCAGGCACCGUUUUCUAUAAUAUGUCCCAUAGACCUAAAAUGGGAGACGAAGUAAAGUUCCAGCAGCGGUGGGAGUUUAGGAGGGCGGAUGAUGGCUUUGAUUCUUCAUGCGAUGAUUCAAAAUCAAGCUCUGGGAGUCCGUCAGUCCUGAAAAAGCAUAAAAUGGUUUCUAAAUUAAUCUCUCCUGACAAUGAUGAAUCAAGUGAUGCUAGUAGACCUCAGCAGAAGGAAAAGGAUGGUCCUGGUUUUCGGGUUGAAUGUGGGAACGGUAAAGCGGUUCAAAGUAAGAAGAGGAAAAAGGAUAACUUACCUAAUAAUGCAGUGAAGAGGGGUUCUCGCAAUGAUGCCAAAAAGAAGAAGAGUAAAGCUAGUGCUUAUGAGCCUGCCUUAUUGGGAGACAUCAAAAACUUCAUGGAAUCUUUAUUGGAGGAUCUUAAGGUUACGACAAAAAGUUUGUUUUCAUGGAUGAAGGAAGAAAUUCAUAAAUUGGAAGCAGAUGAUGUUGGUGCACAGCCUGAAAGGAGAGGAAGCGGUGUGGGGAGCAUCCAUUUGCAGCAGCAAAACCUUGGAGAAAACAAUCAUCUGCAGCACCAAAACCACAUUGCAGAGAACAUUAAAAAGCGACAUUGUAGCAACAAGGAGGAAAAUAUUCCUUUGCAGCAGCUUAAGGACUUAAAAUCUUGUACAAGAGCUCAAAAUUCUAAUGGUAGACUGUCCCAAAGACGUCUUAGAAGAAGAAAGGCAGUUCAAUCUAAUAACUGUGAUGAAACGCCUGAAAAUCAAGUCAAUUUUGCAUCUGCUGAAAAGGACAAAGGAGGGAAGCAGGCAUUAACUGUUAGGAAAGACAUUCAAUCUACUCGUUCAGACCAGAAUGACACCAUGCAGCAUCAGAAGAGUGUUGUAUUGGCCAUCGGAGCUCAAAAUUCUUACGGUAGCAGGAAAGGAAAAAAGGCAGUUAAUCUUAGUAAUCACUAUGAAGUGCCUGAAGAUGGAGAUUGCCAAAUCGUUGGAUCCAUGAAACCAACUGAAAGGAAGAAUGGAGAUAAGUUGGGAUUAUCUUCCGAUCCAAAAUUUUCAUCCUAUACUUCUUGUCAGGUAGCAUCUUCAAUGUAUUUGACAUUGCCCUCUGUUUUAACUGAGCCCCUACUCACAAAUCAUAGUGUCAGUACUUCUUCAUGCAACAAUACUCAACAAAGAAAUUAUGGCAAUGAAGCUAUUGUGAAUGCUAUAAGAGCCAGCCCCAUUCUUGAUUCAAGCACUCAACCUGGAUACUUGUCAGCUGUACGGCCAGUGGAAAGAAUUGGAGACCUUGUACAAAUGGUUUCCGGAGGCAGUUUUCAUACUAACCUAAACAGCUCCCCUGGUUCAGGCAUUCUUCACUAUGGUGUUAACAGUGGUUUUAAUACUCCUAGCCAAGUUAGCUUGGAAAGUUUAUCUCGAGGAAAUAAUAACUUGAUGGGUCUGAGAAUGAAUGGCGGAGGAGCCAUAAGGAAUUUGAGGGGAAGCUAUGCUUUGCCUGAAUAUUACACACCCAACGUCUUGCAUAACUAUUCAAGUUAUAGAGCUGAUGAUAGGCUUGUGGCAUUUCAAUCUUCAGACCACAAAGAUGGCUGUCGACUCCCAAAAUAGUUUGAUAGGUAGGUGGUGGAAAUUGAACAGAAAUCAAACAUCUUUUUGAAUGCUUGCUUUGAGUUUUGCUCUCUGCUCUUUUUCCUUUGUUUGAAGAAGGCACUAAAAUUAUGAAAAAAAGAGUGUAGUGAGCUGGGAAAGUGCUAUGAAUUUUUGUCUUAGUUGCUCACGAGAUCCUGAAUGGGAUGGAGUGGAUGAUUGGCUAAAGGCCUAUGCACUUAUAUAUGCCUUUUCAGCUGUUGUGUUCUUGUUUGGAUUUGUGCCAGUAGCCCAGUACUAUAACAUUCAAGUCAAGUCCAUUGCUGAAGAAUAACAAGGUUAUGCAGUAACAGUGUAGCACCCACUUGAUAUUGUCUCCAUUUGAGACCUGCAAUCUUUCUCUCAUUGUGGGAAUACCAGUUUGUAAUCCUUGUGAUUUCAUAUGUCAUAGUCUUGAGCUGUGUUGAAGAAGUAAUUUAGUUAGUCGCAAAGGCUAGACCUUUUCAAAUCCA